Aspergillus pseudoviridinutans is the source of this 1386-nucleotide messenger RNA. RefSeq lists its product as uncharacterized. The transcript has a single exon. Bases 1 to 1386 code for a protein of 461 amino acids. The record is from RefSeq and is a predicted model, not a curated record. NCBI's taxonomy places the organism in Eukaryota, Fungi, Ascomycota, Eurotiomycetes, Eurotiales, Aspergillaceae. Gene Ontology annotation, molecular function: protein binding.
AUGUCUCGCUCAACAUCGUCAUUGUUUGAGACAUGCGUGGGGCAGUUUUGUCAGCUAAUAUCAUCCGACCGAAUAACGGCAUAUGAAAAUGAGGUACCGAUAGUUCUCUGGCAAGAUGAGCUUGGUCGACUCCGGAUCUGGGCAAAGGAGGUCCAGUUGCCGUCUCUGGAGGUCCGAUUGCGUGAUGCUUUUCAUAUUCGCGAGCAGCUCUUGCGCAUCCUACAUCGACUACAACGAGCUCUUACCGAUAUGCGGGAUGCCUUAAACGAUACGGCUGAGGAGUCCAUGUCUGAUGCGGACACCGAUGAGGAGGAUGAUGUUGAUGGAACCGAAAUGCAAAUGAUUUAUCAUUCUCUACGCGACACUAUCAACUGCUUGUUCAAGAUAACCAUGGUCAUUCUCCAGCCUGUACAUCACCCAUUGGUAUCUGGGAAGGUAAUCGGACUUUCCGGAUAUGCUUCAUCUGCGGAGACUCAGUCCGCGAAGCGGAAGAUUGUUGGGAAUGAUAGCCUUGCCUCCAUCAGCCUCAACCCUAUGAUACCGGAGGAUGAAGCUCUCUUGCGCCGUCCUCAUCAACGUUCUUCUCCUGUUAUUGAUCCUGUCAGUUUUGAAGAAUGGGGCAUUUGUAUGCCGCAAUUUCCUGAAAGGUGGGGCGAUGAUGGCGAUACACUCUCCCUCUAUCAUGGCGGCAUUAGGCAUGUGCUGCAUUUUCCAUCAUCCUCCAUAGGGGAUGGUGUGCUAGACAUCAAGCAGUUGAAGCAACACGCGAUGGAAGCAAUACAAGCCACCAGCCAAGAUUGUAUAAAGCUCUUCCACAAGGGCCAGCUGUUGGAAGACGACUCGCUCUCUUGCCGAGAUGCAGGACUUAAAUCGCAGUCAACGAUCUACUGUGAAGUUCUCGGCGCAGAGGAGACUCAUGAUACAUGCGAUUCCCAAGGCAGACGCAGACAGCAUGAGGAGCCGCUUCAGUUCGGCGAAGGCAAGGCCCAGACUGGGUCCUCGAACGAAGGCAAAAGUAAAGACAGAACGGGAAAUGCUGGCCUUGACGAGUCUGCAUUAUCUUCCCCUUCGCAGGCACCCUCUCCACCGCAGGCUCCCGAUCUCGGCUCAUUCAAAACUGCGGCUGAGCAACUGUUGGCCUUAGAUUCGCACCUGCAGAAGGUGCUGGUACCAUUGUGUGACUCCUUCAUCAGAGAACCUCCGACUAACUUUGGAGCACGCGUCUCAAACUAUGUGAAACUUACGACAACGAUCGGAGAACAGGUGAUUUCUAAGGCAAACAGUAUUGAGACCUCUGAAGAUGAUGAAUCUCAGGAUCUCCGUCGGGCACUUCUCGAAGAAGCCUACAAAAUGCGCAGGAGUCUUAGGAAAGCUAUAGACGACUGA